Molecule: messenger RNA, 4831 nt
Organism: Cynocephalus volans (Philippine flying lemur)
Lineage: Eukaryota; Metazoa; Chordata; Mammalia; Dermoptera; Cynocephalidae
Gene: RBL2
Product: RB transcriptional corepressor like 2
Exons: 21
Coding region: 120-3470 (1116 amino acids)
Biological process (GO): cell differentiation; regulation of transcription by RNA polymerase II; negative regulation of G1/S transition of mitotic cell cycle
Cellular component (GO): nucleus; chromatin; transcription regulator complex
Molecular function (GO): RNA polymerase II transcription regulatory region sequence-specific DNA binding
Source: RefSeq, a predicted model, not a curated record
UGCCGUUGGCGGCGGCGCAGUCGCGGUGCGGGCGGCCGACGGGCGGGCGUUUUGCGGUUUGAAUGGCUGAGGGCCCGGGCCUUCAUCUCAUCUGAGGACCGGCUGCCCAGAAGAGCGCAAUGCCGUCUGGAGGCGACCAGUCGCCGCCGCCCCCACCUGCCCCUCCGGCGGCGGCAGCCUCGGAUGAGGAGGAGGAUGACGACGGCGAGGCGGAGAACGCCGCUCAGCCGGCCGGGUCACCGGCCCCUGAGGUCCAGCAGCGGUUCGACGAGCUGUGCAGCAGUCUCAACAUGGACGAGGCGGCGCGGGCCGAGGCCUGGGAGAGCUACCGGAGCAUGAGCGAGAGCUACACGUUGGAGGGAAAUGAACUUCACUGGUUAGCAUGUGCCUUAUAUGUGGCUUGCAGAAAAUCUGUUCCAACUGUAAGCAAAGGAACAAUUGAAGGAAAUUAUGUAUCUUUAACUAGAAUCCUGCGAUGUUCAGAGCAGAGCCUGAUUGAAUUUUUUAACAAGAUGAAGAAGUGGGAAGACAUGGCAAAUCUACCCCUACAUUUCAGAGAACGUACUGAGAGAUUAGAAAGAAAUUUCACGGUUUCUGCUGUAAUUUUUAAGAAAUAUGAACCCAUUUUUCAGGACAUUUUUAAAUAUCCUCAAGAGGAGCAACCUUGUCAACAAAGAGGAAGAAAACAACGGCGACAGCCCUGUACCGUGUCGGAAAUUUUCCAUUUUUGUUGGGUGCUUUUUAUAUAUGCAAAAGGUAAUUUCCCCAUGAUUAGUGAUGAUUUGGUCAAUUCUUAUCAUCUUCUGCUGUGUGCUUUGGACUUAGUUUAUGGAAAUGCCCUUCAAUGUUCCAAUCGUAAAGAACUUGUGAACCCUAAUUUUAAAGGCCUAUCUGAAGAUUUUCAUGCUAAGGAUUCUAAACCUUCCUUAGACCCACCUUGUGUUAUUGAGAAGCUUUGUUCCUUACAUGAUGGCCUAGUUUUGGAAGCAAAGGGAAUAAAGGAACAUUUCUGGAAACCCUAUAUUAGGAAACUUUAUGAAAAAAAGCUCCUUAAGGGGAAAGAAGAAAAUCUUACUGGGUUUCUAGAACCUGGGAACUUUGGAGAGAGUUUUAAAGCCAUCAAUAAGGCCUAUGAGGAGUAUGUUUUAUCUGUUGGGAAUCUAGAUGAACGGAUAUUUCUUGGAGAUGAUGCUGAGGAGGAAAUUGGGACUCUCUCAAGGUGUCUGAAUACUGGUUCAGGAACAGAGACUGCUGAAAGGGUGCAGAUGAAAAACAUCUUACAGCAGCAUUUUGACAAGUCUAAAGCACUUAGAGUCUCCACACCACUUACUGGUGUGAGGUACAUUAAGGAGAACAGCCCUUGUGUGACCCCGAUUUCUACAGCUACACAUAGUUUGAGUCGUCUUCAUACCAUGCUGACGGGCCUCAGGAAUGCACCAAGUGAGAAAUUGGAGCAGAUCCUCAGGACAUGUUCCAGAGAUCCAACCCAAGCUAUUGCUAGCAGAUUGAAAGAAAUGUAUGAAAUAUAUUGUCAGCAUUCCCAGCCAGAUGAGGAUUUCAGUAACUGUGGUAAAGAAAUUGCCAGCAAACAUUUUCGUUUUGCAGAGAUGCUUUACUAUAAAGUAUUAGAAUCUGUUAUUGAGCAGGAACAAAAAAGACUGGGUGACAUGGAUUUAUCUGGUAUUCUGGAACAAGAUGCAUUCCACAGAUCACUUUUGGCCUGCUGCCUUGAGGUCAUCACUUUUUCUUAUAAGCCUCCUGGGAAUUUUCCAUUUAUUACUGAAAUAUUUGAUGUGCCACUUUAUCAUUUUUAUAAGGUGAUAGAAGUAUUCAUUAGAGCAGAAGAUGGCCUUUGUAGAGAGGUGGUAAAACAUCUUAAUCAGAUUGAAGAACAGAUCUUAGAUCAUUUGGCAUGGAAACCAGAGUCCCCACUCUGGGAUAGAAUUAGAGACAAUGAAAACAGAGUUCCUACAUGUGAAGAGGUCAUGCCACCUCAGAACCUGGAAAGAGCAGAUGAAAUUUGCAUUGCUGGCUCCCCUUUGACUCCCAGAAGGGUGAGUGAAGUUCGUGCUGAUACUGGAGGACUUGGAAAAAGCAUAACAUCUCCAACCACAUUAUAUGAUAGGUACAGCUCCCCAACAGCCAGCACUACCAGAAGGCGGCUAUUUGUUGAGAAUGAUAGCCCCUCCGAUGGAGGGACACCUGGCCGUGUUCCCCCACAGCCCCUAGUCAAUGCUGUCCCUGUGCAGAAUGUAUCUGCGGAGGCUGUUUCUGUCACACCAGUUCCUGGACAGACUUUGGUUACCAUGGCAACAGCCACUGUCACAGCUAACAAUGGACAAACAGUGACCAUUCCUGUACAAGGAAUUGCCAAUGAAAAUGGAGGGAUAACAUUCUUUCCAGUCCAAGUCAAUGUUGGGGGGCAGGCACAAGCUAUGACUGGCUCCAUCCAGCCCCUUAGUGCACAGGCCCUGGCUGGAAGUCUGAGCUCUCAACAGGUGACAGGAACAACUUUGCAAGUCCCUGGUCAAAUGACAAUUCAACAGAUUUCCCCAGGUGGACAACAGCAGAAAGAAGGCCAGCCUUUAAUCACCAGCAAUAUUAGACCCAGGAAGACCAGCUCUUUAUCCCUUUUUUUUAGAAAGGUUUACCACUUAGCAGGUGUUCGCCUUCGGGAUCUUUGUGUUAAACUAGAUAUUUCAGAUGAACUGAGGAAAAAAAUUUGGACCUGCUUUGAAUUCUCUAUAAUUCAGUGUCCUGAACUUAUGAUGGACAGACAUCUGGACCAGUUAUUAAUGUGUGCCAUUUAUGUGAUGGCAAAGGUAUAUAGAAAUGUUUUGAUAAAAGGGAAAAGAAAACGAAGAAAUUCUGGCAGCAGUGAUAGCAGAAGUCAUCAGAAUUCUCCAACAGAACUAAACAAAGAUAGAACCAGUAGAGACUCCAGUCCUGUCAUGAGGUCAAGCAGCACCUUACCAGUUCCACAACCUAGCAGUGCCCCUCCUACACCUACUCGACUCACAGGUGCCAACAGUGACAUGGAAGAAGAGGAGAGGGGAGACCUCAUUCAGUUCUACAACAACAUCUACAUAAAACAAAUCAAAACAUUUGCCAUGAAGUACUCACAGGCAAACAUAAUGGAUGCUCCUCCACUCUCUCCCUAUCCAUUUGUAAGAACAGGCUCCCCUCGCCGAAUACAGUUGUCUCAAAAUCAUCCCAUCUAUGUUUCCCCACAUAAAAAUGAAACAAUGCUUUCUCCUCGAGAAAAGAUUUUCUACUACUUCAGCAACAGUCCUUCAAAGAGACUGAGAGAAAUUAACAGUAUGAUACAGACAGGAGAAACUCCAACUAAAAAGAGAGGGAUUCUUUUGGAAGACGGAAGUGAAUCACCUGCAAAAAGAAUUUGCCCAGAAAAUCAUUCUGCCUUAUUACGCCGUCUCCAGGAUGUAGCUAAUGACCGAGGUUCCCACUGAGGUUAGUCUUUUGUAUUGAAACUGUCUUUUCACAAAUGAUUUAGCAGCAUCAUUUAGUAGUGCGUGCUAGAUUAUGGAGCUCUUUUCCUUAAUCCAGUCAAUCCAUUAUGCUGUUAGUAGUAACACGAAGGGACAUUUUUGUGAGAAACUGGACUUACUCCAUCCAGUUAUCAGGAUAUUUUUAUUCAUCCCAGUUGCCUUUUUAAGUACCAUUCAGUGCUUAUCAUCAAGGCUGCUAAGAAACCAAACUUGGAUUUUUAACUCUUUGGCAUAGCUUUUACAAGUAUUGCAGAGAACACAGUGUACUCAAUAUGAGUAUAAGAGAUCGCUGUUGACAUGCUCUAACAGUGGAACUAUUUCAAAUUCAUUCCUACCUGUUUUUGGUCAGCUCUAGUUCCUGCAAAAAGCAAAACAAAAAUUAGGCAUUUUGUCCUAAAACACUUGGUAGGAGUGUGAGAUUUUUACAUUCCUGAAACAGAACAAAGGGGAGCGCCCCAAUUCAGAGGUCCUACGUCAUUAGCCCAUGUCUCCUGGUUCCCUUUGUGCACUUCUUCCCUUUCCCUAUUAGAUGUAUUGCAGUGUGAAAAGUGCUUGAUCAUUCGGUUGUGCAAUGUUUGAGUGAAUCUGUACAAAAGUGGUGGCACUUUAGGGCUGUAAAAUGCAUGAUUUUGUAACCCAGACUUUGCUGUAUAUUUGUGAUAGCACUUUCUACAAUGUGAACUUUAUUAAGUACAAAACUUCUAGGCUAAACAUCCAAUAUUUUAAUGCUUUUGUACUUUUUAAAAACUUUUAAAGCGGCAGUAGCCACCUUUUGGGCAUAUGUUUUAAAUUCUCCAGUUUUUUUUUUGUUGUUGUUAUAUAGGGAUCAGUAAAGAUACUGGCUAAGUAACGAUUUUAAAUCAAGUUGAAUUGAGGGAAUUAAUAUGAAAAAAUUAUGACCUCUUCCUUUAUUUAGGAAGUAGUUAUCCAAAAGACAUGUCUAUUAAGGUGAUAUCUUUUAAAAUAUUUUGGGAUUUGUCCUGGCAGUUUAAAAAAACAGGUUGGAGAAUUUAGGUUUUUAUUAGUACAUAGUACCAUUUAUACAAAUUAGAAAAUGUUAUUUAACAGCUAUUGAAUUAUCCACAUAUACCUUUAUUAAUCACUAUUGCGCUGGCAGUUUUAAAGUUGAAUUAAUAAUCUUACUAGGGAGAAAAUUCAAUUGUAAAUUGAAUCAGUAUAAACAAAGUUACUAGGUAACUUCAUAUUGCUUUGAAAGAAAUAUGGAACUUACACUGUUCAAUUAGAAUAGUGUUCUGCAAAAAUAUUUAUGACUUCAAGAUCCUACUACUGUAAUUUUAUAUGAAGACAAGUGUAUUUUUCAA